AUGGCGUCCACGAUACACAAGACGGCGUCGACGCACAGGUCUGCGGUGGUCCGUGGCACGCACGAGUUCAACAUCGUCGGCUGCAGCGGCCGCAAGCGUUUCUCCAGCGCCAUCAACUCCUCCUCCAUCAAGUCCGGCUCUUUCCUCGCCGGCGGACACACCUGGGCCCUCGCCUGCACCUUGGACGAUCAAGGCAGCCUCGCAUCAAUCACCCUCGAGCUUCUCGGCACGACCAAGGACGUGGUCGCCACGGCGGGCAUCAGGAUCGAGGACCCCCUAGGUGAGUGGCCGACCGCCGUGUGGCAAAGCGACGCCAUCAGAUUCCAGGAGACUAGGACCUGGAAGCUAUCGGUUCCAGAGACUUACCAUGGCCAUGGAACCCGCUACGUGAGAGACGACCGCCUCACCAUCGAAUGCACCGUCGACGUCCUCGAGGAGUACUCCCCCGGAACCGCUGUGGAGACUAGAAACGGCUUUGUAUCGGUGGUGCCGCCGCCGACCAUUACUCAGGAUCUCCACAAACUUCUACUAGUUGAUGAGUCAGCAGUGUCCGCGUCAGGAUCAUCGUGUUCUGAGGACAGGCGACGACAUCGUAUGAAGUCGGAUGUAACGUUCGUCGUUGAGGAGACCGAGAUCCAGGCGCACAAGCUCGUGCUCGCCAUGCAAUCCCCGGUUUUCGCCGCGGAGUUCCGCUGGCACGCGAAGGAGAGCUCUAUCCUUACGCGCCUUAGCGUCGACGACAUGAGUGCAUCCACCUUCAGGGCGAUGCUCCGUUUCAUCUACACCGACGAGAUGCCCAUCAAAGCAAGGAACGAUACAAGCAGCCGUCGUGCCUGCAAAGAGAAAUAUGCUUUGAGGCGCCGGGAAGCCAUGGCACGCGACCUGCUUGUGGCCGCGGAUCGGUAUGACCUGGAGAGGCUGAGGAUCAUGUGCCAGAAUAUAUUAUUAGAGAGCAUCGACGCCUCGACUGUUAUGGGGACGCUGUUACUGGCGCGUGGCCGUCACACCUGUUGUCAGCUCGAGGAUUCCUGCAUCGAGUACAUAGCCUCUGACCCCAAGGUGUACGCUGCUGUGAGGGCGACCGAGGAGUACCAGGAGCUUAAGAAUAGCUGCAGUCCCUUGAUAAUCGAGAUCAUGGAAAGAGUAGCCGCACACAACCCCAACGGGGCGCGCAAGUCCUCUGACGGCAUGAAAUACCGGCCUCCGGAAAAGACGUGGUCAACCUAUAACGACGCGUUGGUGCACAGCGUCCACGAGUUUAGGAUCCCUAACUUUUGCGCCGUCCAGAGGAGCCGUGAAGUUGGCCAAGUAAUCCAUUCAGGCACUUUCAACGUCGGCGGUUAUGACUGGCAUGUAUUGGUGUACCCAUCGGGGGUGAAGGGAGAGGACGACCAAGGGAGCAUCUCUAUUUUCCUUAAAUUGUUGAGUCAGCCGCCAGUCCAUGGCAUCGAGGUGUCCGGGAAAUUCUUUUUCGGCAAUCCAAGUGGAAAGUUCACCACUGAGAAAAAAGAAUGGAGUUUCACCCACAUAUAUACCAAAACGGCUUUAGCCUAUGGAUACACAAAGUUGAUGACCGUUGAAUCUGCAAAAUCAGGGUACCUAGCGAAUGAUGGUUCCUUAACCAUAUGCUGUAGCUUUGCGGUCACCAAGCAGCCUUACACCAGUACUACGAGCACCCCGGCCACCAGGGCCAUGAUCGUUGUGCCAUCAUCAAGCAUUGCCUUGUACCUCGAGCAACUAUUGGUGGGCGGGCAUGGGUCAGACGUGCAAUUUCUUGUUGAGGGUAGCGAGAUUUGCGCGCAUAGUCUUGUGAUCGCCGCGCGAUCGCCGAUCCUUUAUGAGGCGGUGGCAGCGGCAGUCAGCAACAAGGAUGGACAUAUAGUACGUAUUGACGGCAUGAAAGCCACGGUCUUCAAGGCCGUGAUCCACUUCGUCUACACCGAUGAACUGCCCACUCUUGGUAGCACGGUGGUUGACGAAGACAUGCUCGCCGCAGCAUCCCGGUUUGGACUCGAGAGGAUGAAGAUCAUUUGUGAGAACUUCCUCGCCGAGUACAUCUCCAAGGAAAAUGCAGUCGACACAUUCAAUGUGGCGCGCCGUCACCGUUGUUCGAAACUUGAGGAUUACUGCAUUGAUUUCAUCCUCUCGGUUCCAUCCUUGGCCAAGGGAUUGAUUAAAACGGUCAGCCUCGACUAG
Messenger RNA from Lolium perenne, 2196 nucleotides. Lineage: Eukaryota; Viridiplantae; Streptophyta; Magnoliopsida; Poales; Poaceae. The record is from RefSeq and is a predicted model, not a curated record.